Messenger RNA from Cucurbita maxima (winter squash), 960 nucleotides. Its product is annotated as NADH dehydrogenase [ubiquinone] iron-sulfur protein 7, mitochondrial-like. The coding region runs from base 62 to 700 and encodes 212 amino acids. The record is from RefSeq and is a predicted model, not a curated record. Gene Ontology annotation, molecular function: 4 iron, 4 sulfur cluster binding; quinone binding; NADH dehydrogenase (ubiquinone) activity. Gene Ontology annotation, biological process: electron transport coupled proton transport; aerobic respiration; mitochondrial respiratory chain complex I assembly. The transcript has 2 exons. NCBI's taxonomy places the organism in Eukaryota, Viridiplantae, Streptophyta, Magnoliopsida, Cucurbitales, Cucurbitaceae.
AUAGAUUUCUGAAUUGUUCAUUUUGGUGUAUAUCGGAGGUUCUGAAUCUUGAAUCGUGGCAAUGGCCGCUGUGAGCCGAGCUUCCACUCGCAUCCCCCAUCUCCUUGCCGCGCGGGGAGCUUUCUCUCUUCAUACUACAGCUCCGGUUUUGUCUUCUUCAUCGUCCGCCUCGCCGACGCCGUAUGCGAGCCCGUCGCCUCCUUCGACCUUGUCCCCAACGGGGCUUCCGAAGGCGGCAGAGUAUGUGAUCUCCAAGGUCGAUGACCUCCUGAACUGGGCUCGCCGUGGCUCUAUCUGGCCCAUGACCUUUGGUCUUGCUUGUUGCGCCGUUGAAAUGAUGCAUACUGGUGCUGCCCGCUAUGACCUUGAUCGCUUUGGUGUCAUCUUCCGUCCUAGCCCUAGGCAAUCUGAUUGCAUGAUUGUUGCCGGUACCCUCACCAACAAGAUGGCUCCAGCUCUUCGCAAGGUUUAUGAUCAAAUGCCAGAACCGCGGUGGGUUAUAUCCAUGGGAAGCUGCGCAAAUGGUGGUGGAUACUAUCACUAUUCAUACUCGGUUGUUCGGGGUUGCGAUCGGAUAGUCCCGGUUGAUAUCUAUGUUCCUGGCUGCCCUCCAACUGCUGAGGCAUUGCUUUAUGGAAUACUUCAGUUGCAGAAGAAGAUCAACAGGCGCAAAGAUUUCCUCCAUUGGUGGACCAAGUGAGACCAUCUAUCCAAGUCAGGUAUUGUAAUUUGGCGGAUGCUUCGAACUAUAAUAAGACGUAUUAAUACGAGGUUGUGGAAAUCUAAUAGAAGGUUAUGAGUGAUGUUGCAAUAAGAGACCAUAUGACACCCUUUGUGAUGUUUUUUUAUCUGUUAAUCUUCCCAUGUUAUCUGAGCCUGUAAAUGGCAAGGUUUACUCCGACUUCCUAAAACUUGCAAGUGAAUUUGAUAUCUCAUGUUAUUGUCAGUGGUAUUUCUCAA